AAAAAAACUCUAUUCAUCCCUCCACCAUUUUUCUUUUCACACACAAUACACAGAAGAGAGAGAAAAAUUAUCACAAUCUGUUUCAUUUCUCUCCAGUUUCGUUUGUUUUUCUGUACAUAUGUAUUCUCCUUAAUUCGCAUAAUCUAUCUCUGAUCGAUAUAUAAAGCUUUCUCUUUUGAGAGAAAGAUUUGUUUGUUUUCCUUUUCGCAAAUUAAUUUUUUGUGGAUACGAUCGAAUUUGACGAUGAGGCGAGGCAGAGGACCGGUGGGGGCAGCGAGGCAAAUGGCAGUGAAUGACGGAGAUGCUAACGGAUCUGGUGGAUCUAAGGAGAUCAGAUUUCGUGGAGUGAGAAAGAGACCAUGGGGAAAAUUUGCUGCAGAGAUCAGAGACCCUUGGAAGAAGACUCGGGUGUGGCUAGGUACGUUUGAAUCUGCUGAAGACGCGGCUAGGGCAUACGACGCCGCUGCUCGAAAACUUCGGGGGCCCAAGGCUAAGACAAACUUUCCGUUACCUAACAACCAGAGCGGCGUUUUCUGUGAUUUCAAGGCUCAAAAUUUUAACAAUCAACGGAUCAAUAGUCAGCCUCACGAUCCGUUCAUGGUGGAUCCUAGAUUUUACCCUCAGGACCAUCAGGUAGUUGGCCCGCAGAGGCCUACCUCCAGCGGCAUGAGCAGCACCGUCGAGUCGUUUAGUGGACCCAGACAGCCGGCGCCGCCGCAACUCAUUCAGCCGCAAAGGAGAUAUCCCAGGUCGCCGCCGAUGUCUCCUGAUGACUGUCACAGCGACUGCGAUUCUUCCUCCUCCGUUGUGGAUGAUGGUGAAUGCGACAUCGCUUCAUCCUCUUGUAAAAAGCCUUUGCCUUUCGACCUCAACUUCCCGCCGCCAAUGGAUGCUGACAUGUGCGACCUAGCUUGCACGGCCCUCCGACUCUGAUAUGUUCCCUGAUGACUACCAAAUCAUUUGGAAGAAACCCACCUGGUUAAAUUACUCAAAAUUUUUUUUUCUUUUUCUUUUCCUUUUCAACUUUUUUGUUUUUAUUUUGCGGAGAAAAACCCUAAAAAAAAUGAAAAAUGCUCAUAGCUAGGGUAAAGCAUGAGAUAAAAAAGCUAAGGUGGGUUGAAGGUCAGUCUGCUAUAGGGUCCUGUUGUUUGAAGAGAAUCUGCUUGAUUUUAGAUCUAUAAACUUGAUGUUAUGGAUUAUAGUGAAUGUUAAGAUGGAUGGAUAUUCAGACUGCCCCUUUGUUAUAUUAUGAUUUUUGGAUGAUUGCCUAUCUUCCACUAUCCAUUGACUUCUUUAAAAUGUAUAUGAAAUCUGUUAUUGAGGACAUGUAUUGGUAUAUUUAUUUUUUAAACUAGAUGUGAGAACAUCUAUGAUCUGUUCUA
Molecule: messenger RNA, 1382 nt
Organism: Olea europaea var. sylvestris
Lineage: Eukaryota; Viridiplantae; Streptophyta; Magnoliopsida; Lamiales; Oleaceae
Product: ethylene-responsive transcription factor 3-like
Exons: 1
Coding region: 244-933 (229 amino acids)
Biological process (GO): regulation of DNA-templated transcription
Molecular function (GO): DNA-binding transcription factor activity; DNA binding
Source: RefSeq, a predicted model, not a curated record